CUCAGUUCAGAAACAACAAGUCAGUAUGAGAUCAAUUCCAGCCAGUGUUAUUGGUUUACCUAGCAAGACAACAAGCUGGUUCAGUAAGGAGGACAUAAAGAAGCGGUCUCAAGUGAUGAUGGAUGUGGAAAAGCAACUCAAAAGGACCAACACAGCACGUCCAUCCAUUGAAACACAGCACCAAGAACUAGUUACUACUGUCUCAGAACUCAAAAAUGUAGAACCAGAGUCAGCUGCACCAAUUCAAGAAGUCCAAACCGAAACAUCUAUGGAGAAGGAAAAUUCUGAGACAGGACAAGAGUGUUCUCUUUUCUUACCUCAGUCUGAAUUUAAUUUUAAUAAUUCCUUUGAUGAACUAACUUGUCUUGAACCGGUGCAACCGAGUAGCAUUGUUUCAGUGUCACAGGUUACAAAAGAAGAUUCAGCAGAAAGAGACCCAGAGCAAUCAACACAAGGAGAAAAGUUGGAACAGCCGAACAGCUUGCAGUCAAAUACAACUCCUGAAUCCUUGUCUUAUGACCUGCAAAAGCAUUGUAAGGAGUUUAAUAAGGUUACUUCUGUGCCUGAAAUGUUUCUUAUGGUUAGUACUCAUGAUGUGAAACGUUUUGGUCUUGACAAAGUUAAAGAUUUUUGUGUUUCAAACUCUGUUUAUGACAGCAUGCUUAAAUCUUUUAAAGAACUUGAACCAGAUAAACUUUUUGAUCAAAAAUAUUUUCAAUAUGGUAAUAAAAACUUUUCUGGUCAUGUUUUGAGUUUUGAACAAUUUAUGAAUCACCAUGAAAAGAUUUUAGAACCUGUUUUCAAGCCAACCGAGUUCUAUUUUAGAAAACCUUUUGAUUUGUUUGCUAGAACUGAAGAAAAUAGUUUUGUUGUGAACUUUCCUAGGCAUGAACUGAUCUCUGAUUAUUUUCUUGCAUCCACAUAUGAUUUGAAAAAACCAAGGAAGUUGCAUGAACCGAAAUUGCAUCAUUCUGAUGUUAGGGUUGAAAUUGUGAAGUCUGCAAAUAUCUCUGUGUUUGAGCUUGACUGUUUGUGUGCUAAAAAUGAUUCUAAACAUGUAGGGUUGUUCUUUGAGGAUAUUCUAGUGUAUAACACUUUCUUUGAAAAACCUGUUCCACAAUUGAAACUAGAGUUCACUGAUUCUGAAUGUAUGAACUUAAUCCUUGAUGAUAUUUGGGUCUGCAAUAUUUUCUUUGAUAGGCAUAAUAGAUGGAGAAUCAUACUGUUUUGUGCUUUGGUGACAUUCUGGUCUACAACACUUUCUUUGACAUGAUAACACACUUGUCUUGUCCAAAACAAGCCAAAAAAG
Messenger RNA from Brassica oleracea var. oleracea, 1309 nucleotides. RefSeq lists its product as uncharacterized. The record is from RefSeq and is a predicted model, not a curated record. The transcript is spliced from 2 exons. Lineage: Eukaryota; Viridiplantae; Streptophyta; Magnoliopsida; Brassicales; Brassicaceae. The coding region runs from base 26 to 1273 and encodes 415 amino acids.